Messenger RNA from Chenopodium quinoa (quinoa), 1143 nucleotides. Its product is annotated as putative F-box protein At1g65770. The record is from RefSeq and is a predicted model, not a curated record. The coding region runs from base 1 to 1143 and encodes 380 amino acids. Gene Ontology annotation, molecular function: protein binding. Lineage: Eukaryota; Viridiplantae; Streptophyta; Magnoliopsida; Caryophyllales; Amaranthaceae. The transcript has 2 exons.
AUGCCAGAAAACACCAUGAACAACCACCUCAACAAAAUAAAUCGUUGCAGUAUCAUCAACACUAGAAACUGGGCGGAUCUUCCCAAAGAAUUGCUAGAAAAAAUUGGAAAUUAUCUCAAUUUUCGAAUCGAUGUUUUACGAUACAGAGCUGUUUGUUCUUCAUGGAGGUCCGCCAUUUUUCUCUCUCCUCCUUCAUCUACUGGUAUUCAUGCAUUCAUCAAUACUGUUACAAUCUUCCGUCUUGAACACAAUCACCAUAAUUGUUUGGUUAAGCUCGUCGAAACAGCCGAGGGUAAGUUCGGGGGAUUGAACCCUUUAACUAUUCCUAAAAAAGAUUGGAUUUUGGGUAAGAGUCUGAAUUUAUGGGAUUGUCGGUUAAUUGAAUUGGGGAAAGUUUUGCAUUUCGGUUCGAGUAUUGAAUAUGGUGAAUUGAAUGUGAAGAAAGCUGUUGUGCUUCGUGAUUGUGGGAUUCUUGCUAUAUAUGAUGAUGUGAAAUUAGGGUUUAGGGGUUUUGGGGAUGAAUAUUGGACCAAUUUGUGUCUUAGUCCUUAUUUUAUGUUUUUGGAUAUAUCAGUAUGUCAGGGUGAAUAUUAUGUGUUGGACACUUAUGGGAAUGUGCAUUGUAUUGAUAAGUUUAUGAAUGUUGUUAAGCAUUUGCCCGGAUUGAAAUCUUUGGGGCAGGUGCAGAACUUAGUUGAAUCAGAAGGGCAGUUGUAUGUGGUUGAUGCUUACAGUCGUAGAUCGAUUGACUUCGAGGAAUCGGGGCUGAUUGAUACUGGCUUUGACAAGGUGGAUAUGAAAGUGUACAAGUUUGAUGAAAACUUGGGGAUGUGGGUUCAGGUUACUUCAUUGAAUGAUCGAGUUUUUGUUCUAGGAAAAGAUGUUUGUUUCUCUGUUUCAGUUAAUGAUUUCCCUGGAAGGGAAAUCAUUACUGAUAUCUGUAGACCCAAUCGUUCAUUUAGAAGGCGUGAUGCACGAUCACCUAGUUAUCUGCGAUAUUAUGAUGCUGAAAUCGGAUACUAUGUUCCUCGUGUCUUUAAAUUGGAAGAUCAUAGUAUGAGAGAUGUUGAAGGGUCACUUAGCUUCAAGCAAUUGUUCUCUCCACCCAAGGAGUGUUUCUACUCAACCUUAUCCUUCCCCUGA